AUGAUGUUUUUAUUACUCGGACCAGCACCCUUCUUUCCAUUUAUUCCAUAUGAACUUUGGUUAAUUAUUACCACUUUACUUAUAUUUGGUAUAACAGUUGGUGUAGCAUUUGUCACUUACUUUAAGGCAAUGAUUAAUGGAGUCAAAAUCUGCCAUCCCGGAUUCCAAAUGGAAUAUAUAUUUUUCUUUGUCAGACAAUUGGGCUAUGAAGAAUCUUUAGAUACAUUUGGUAUGUUCUGUGUGUUAGUGAUUUAUAAAUGUACCAACAAACUUGGGUUUUCAGAACCUCCUAAUCUACCAUCAAAAUAA
Molecule: messenger RNA, 309 nt
Organism: Lottia gigantea (owl limpet)
Lineage: Eukaryota; Metazoa; Mollusca; Gastropoda; Lottiidae
Exons: 3
Coding region: 1-309 (102 amino acids)
Source: RefSeq, a predicted model, not a curated record